Messenger RNA from Anarrhichthys ocellatus (wolf-eel), 7294 nucleotides. It is a transcript of the gene phf3, whose product is annotated as PHD finger protein 3. Lineage: Eukaryota; Metazoa; Chordata; Actinopteri; Perciformes; Anarhichadidae. The coding region runs from base 168 to 5141 and encodes 1657 amino acids. Gene Ontology annotation, biological process: DNA-templated transcription. The record is from RefSeq and is a predicted model, not a curated record. Gene Ontology annotation, cellular component: nucleus. The transcript is spliced from 16 exons.
UAAACAGAAGACACGUGACACACAGCGCUGCCUGUCAGGGGCUUUGCAGCAGCAGCACGAAUGACGGCCGAGUUGGAGGAAGUUACUGGGAGCAGCUGUGCUAGUAUGUAAUCCUAUUCGCGUUGGGUACGAUAUUGCAGCAAAGGGAGAGGAAGGCAGGAGCAUUCAUGGAUAUUGUGGACAUUAAUCAUUUAAUACCCAGUGACCAGUUGGACGACUCCCUGAUAACAGGUCAGAAUUUGGAAUGUGAAGCCGGUAAUGAGUUUGGGACAGGACCCCGACUGGAAGAGUCACUGAAGAACAUGCUCAGCGACAAAGACCCCAUGUUUGGAUGUGCAAGCUCUCAGUUCAAUCUGCUGGACAAUGAGGACUCCACUUUUCAGAUUGCUGGCUCAACAGUUCUCGCUGAUGGUUCAGCAUCCACAGGCCCAAGCAGCGAACUAAAAGUUGCAGAGAUUACACAAGCCAAGCAACCUGUUGCCAGGCGGAAGAAACGUCCACGUAACUUAGAAUCCGAACAUAGCAGUAGUCCACAACCCGCCAACUCAUCCACCAAAACCAUGAUCCGAGUACGAGCUGGAAGGAAACCAGCGAACAGGCUACACAACUCCUUUCUUAUUGAGAAAGGAGUUAAAGGCUCCCAACUGAAGAGAGAAUUAACUCUGGGAGGGCGUGUUGAUUUUAACAAUCUCGAUGGUGUUUUAUGGCUGAAUCCCUCUGUUGUAUUGAGACGAUUGACAGUCACAAUUGCAGGAUUCAGGAUUGAACUGCUUCCAGGACCCUCUUACACACAGAAUGUUGAAGCGAGCCAGUCUGCAGGCCUUGACGGUGGUCUUACGUAUGCCGUGCUGACAGAUAAUGCUGUCAAUGUAGAGAAUCCCACACCUGAGAAUGUGGCAGAGGUGGAUGUAAUUGAGAAGAGCUCUGCGGAUGAUGGAGCCCUCGGGCUGGGCCCGUAUGUGAAUCCUAACGACGUGCAGACCUCCAACGGGACUUCAACGGGGAGCACCGAAACGCAGGAGACAAAUCUCGACAAUCUGAGUGUUCCUGAAAAAGAAAAGUCAGUCAGUGAAGCAAAACAUGACAUCAAAGAGCCACAAAACAUUGAGAAUAACAGAACCGCUGUUGGUAACAAGACUGAUGAUAAGGAAAAACAACAGUUUGUGGCCCAAACACUGUUAAAGUCCAAACAGGGACUGACCUCUAACAAGAAUAAGGACUUGGUUUCAGGUAAACCAAACAACAUGAUUAAGGGACAUAAAGUGUCCCAAAGCAUGCCAUCCAAAAUCCAAAGAGGAGACCUGCACAAAAUCAAAUCUCCAAAGGAAAAGAAAGACAUUUCACCUUUGAAAAGGCCAGCAGAAAACACCCAAAGUGAGCAUGCUACUAAGAUGCAGAAGACACAGGACACAGGAGAGAAUAAAGUGAAGCCAAAACUGCCAAGUACACCGAGCUCUGUGGCGAAGAAGAGCCCUUCAUCUGGCAACCGAGUCGACCAGCAGGGACCAACGAAACAUCUUCAUCCUCCCAAUAUCUCCAAAGUUGAGACCGCUAAUCCGACGCACGGUUGCCUAGGCCCUUCUCUAAAAAUGCCAGAGGAAGGUCACGAAAAGCCCAAACUGAAAAAGCCAGAAAAGAUCCUUCAAAGACAGAAAAGCAAAACGGCAAGAAGCAUCUCUGUGGAUGAGCCGCAGCUGUUUAUUCCAGACAAUGCUCCUGUUGUGAAGAAGGAAACGGCCGAGGAGCAACCGGCUAACAGCGAGACUGCGUGGGAUGGAAACAACUGCUGUGGCCUUUGCAAAAAACACCACAAUAACAUGUUCAUGGUAGGUUGCGGUCGCUGUGACGACUGGUUCCAUGGCGACUGCGUUGGUCUUGACCUGACGAAGGUCCGUGAAAUGGAGGAGGAGGAUCAGAUGUAUGUGUGCUUGAAGUGCUGUGAGGAGGAGAGCAAAAAGGCGGCGCCAGAGCCACCGAGUGCAGCCAAACCAGAAGUUCAAGCUAAGACUGAAGUACAGGAUCUAAAGCUGCCUCCCAAGCCCCAACCGGGACCCUCCCAGAAGCUCGCAUCAGUCAAACCAGAUCCUGAUAGAAGGCAGUCCACAGAUGUCAGAGAAGCAGCUCAUAAAACAGGUGUUCAUCUGAAACUAGAGACAAAAAGUAAGACUUCAGCUUCAAAGAAACCUGUGUCUGUGGAGGCAAUUAGACGAAGUGUGCGUGAUUCUCUGAAAGAAAUACUUAUACAGAGGUUGAAGGAGUCCGAUUUGAACGUGUCAGUGGAGAGGGCCACUGAAGUCGCCAAGAAGACGGAGAAAGAGCUUUUUUACUUGUACAAAGACACCGACAACAAAUACAAGAACAAGUACAGAAGCUUGAUGUUUAACCUCAAAGAUACUAAAAAUAAUGUCCUCUUUAAGAGGGUUCUCAAAGGAGAAAUUUCUCCUGGUAACCUGAUUCGAAUGAGCCCUGAGGAACUGGCCUCGAAAGAAUUGGCUGCUUGGCGACAAAGGGAGAACCGACAUACCAUUGAGAUGAUUGAAAAAGAGCAAAGAGAGGCAGAGAGGCGGCCGAUCACUAAGAUCACACACAAAGGUGAAAUAGAAAUUGAGAGCCAAGAACCAGUGAAGGCACCUGAGCCUGCAGAGCUUGAGCCUCCUUCUAAAGCAACAGAAGACUCAGUGGAACCUCCGAAUACCCCGGAGAACAAAGCAGUGAGUGGCGACGUGGGGAAAGACACCACCAGCCAACACAAGUCUCACUUAUUUGACCUAAACUGCAAAAUCUGCACAGGUCGUAUGGCGCCCCCCGUGGAGGAGGCACCAACCAAAGUGGUCAAAGUUGCUACUACAGUGGUUAGGAGGCAGUCCACCAAAGCAGAGGAGACGCAGAGCACAGCGAAACCUGCCGUCGACGACGAUCUGCACCUCACCGUUUUAGAAGAGAGCUUCCGAAACGCUCAGUCGGGCUACGAGGGAAGGUCGGAUCAUAAAGCUGGAAGAGAGGAAGAGGCCGCUUUCCUUAUUAACCUGACCUCCCUGUGGCAAGGACUGAUUCAUAUGCACUCUGUGGCAAAGUUUAUGACUAAAGCUUUCCCCGUCUCAGGCAUUUUGGAUAACGUGACUGAGGACCUUCCAGACAGCGUUCAAGUUGGCGGAAGGAUCAGUCCACAGACGGUGUGGGACUACUUGGAGAAGAUUCGGGCAACUGGAACAAAGGAGGUGUGUCUAAUUCGCUUCUCCCCCGAGACGGAGGAAGAUGAGAUUUCCUAUACUCUUCUGUUCGCCUACUUCAGCAGUCGUAGGCGUUUCGGGGUCGUGUCCAAUAACCUCAAACAAGUGAAGGACAUGUAUCUCAUACCUUUGGGGGCCACUGAAAAAGUUCCACAUCAGCUCGUUCCCUUUGAUGGGCCAGGUUUAGAAAACAACCGCUCCAAUCUUCUCCUUGGACUCAUAAUUCGCCAGAGACCGAAAAGUGAUUUUCUUCCCGUGGACAUGAAUGAAACUGCCAGGAUUGUUCCUGAAAUCAAGCCCAUCACCAUCUCCACAAAAGAAACCCGAGCAAAAGAGGAGGAGGAGAUACAAUUCCUCUCUUCCUUGACUGCUGCACAUAAAAAAGAGAAAGACAAACCUCUUAACACGCCUGAAGAUGUUGAUGAGCCAAUUACAGAAUCUCCAGAAGAACCAUCUGCAUCAGAGGAGACCAACAGUCAGGAACCCCAAAAACCACUGCGUUUUCUCCCAGGUGUGUUAUUGGGCUGGGGUGGGGAAUUGCCACCUCUGCCAGAUGUUGGAGUUAAACAUGCAACAGAGGCCUCAACGGAAAACUCUAAAAGUCCAACAGCUGCUGCUCCUCGAGAGCGCUUUGUCUUCAAGAAGAAAGAAGCUAAAGCUGUUAAAGCUGAACCGGAAGUAUCCGGUCCGACUGAUGCGUCCGCUGCUAACAACUCAUCAGGAAAGGAUCCUGCAGUGGUGACCCGUAGUGCACCAGUCUCUCUGAAAGAUAAGCCUCCAGAUGUAUCGACCGAAGCGUUCCUGGCAAGCUUGUCAGCAGCUCAAAUUGGGACUGAAACUAGCAGCGCUGCCUCUGCGAACAAAGGCAACUCUGGCCUUUUGUCUGAAACCGAAAAAGCUCCGUUUGAAGGGAAUUCUUUGUCGCAGUCAAAAUCCCCGGCUGCUCCAGCUCAAACCAACGUCUCUAAACCUCCUUUAAGUGGAAUAUUGAAAAAGUCUUCAGCAUAUUCCAGUGUGAAUGUAGAUAAAACAACCGCACCACAAAAGGAUCAAGCCAGCCACCCGGCGCCUUCGAGUCCCAAACCUGUUCCUGUGUUGAGCAGCACUAGAAAUGAUUCAGUUACACUAUUUCACCAAGGAUACUUGCAGGUUUCUCAGGCCAAGAAGAAACCUGAGGGAGAAAAGCAAACGACUAUUCAAUCAUUCGCAGGUGAAAAGGAGGAUCCUGGCAUGUUCCGGGCUGCUGCUGCAGUAACUCAGACAGUAGAUCCUCCUCCAGUUCAAGGACCACAAGCAGCAAGUCACACGGAAGCAUCUGAGCUCCAACACGACUCCGUAAUGACACAAGCUUUCCCAGCAUGCAACAGUGCUUCACUAAUCCCACCGCAGCAGCAGCCCCAGGUGCCUGGUAGCGACGAACACCCAACGGACCCUCCUAAUACGUUGUCCAGCCCACACACCCAGGAUCAGAACCACAGUGCACCGUGGGCUCAGGACAGCACUUCACACAUUCUUCCCGGACUUCAAUCAUCGCAGUACGCCGAGAGCUACCCGGAACCAGCCGGCCAGCCUACUUCCCUGGCCAAAGAUCCCAAGCGUCUAGAGGAGCGAUACAAUGACCCGUGGGAGAGGCCGCGGUCUACGGAGGAACGGGACCACCACGGGAGGCACAGCCAUCACAGGGACGCUCACCACGGGAAAAAGAGCCGACACCACGACCGGGAGAAAAAGCACGAACGCAGCCACGAGCGAGAGAGGAGCAGGCACCACGGACACUCGGAGGACCGCUACGGUGAGAAGAGAAAAGAGAGGCACCACAGCGACGAUCACAGCAGCCGUCACAAGGACCGACACAGACACAGACGGGACUCUGAUUAUGAGAACGGACGGAGAAGUUCAAAAGACAGUUGAUUGUGUUGUUUUUUAAAGUCCUGCUAAGAAAGACUUUUAGCUUGUUGGUCACGUGGCUGGUUCAAACCACUCCGGCCGUGUUGGCUGACAGUGGAGUUGUUUGUUACUUUAUCCAGCGAUCUGCAGCUAUUUCACAUUUCCUCCAUAGGAGUUCCAUUUUAUGUUGUCGACGGUGCAGCCAAAGUGAAAUACAGUUUCAGUGGUAUUAAAGACGCGUUCUCUUGAAACCAAGAAGUACAGAAUAUUGGAACAACUUUAAAAUUUUAACCUUUUUAUUGUAUAUAUAUCUUGUUCAUAUUGAGCUGCUGUGCUGAUCAGUACAUGUUUUCAGUCUCGUAGUAACAUGCAAAACAAGUUUGGACCAUGUGGUGAAAAGUUUAAGAUGGCAUGAAGGUGAGAACGCAUUUAACUGAGGACCGUGAUCUAAACAGCAACUUGGCUUUUUCCCCCUACUUCAAUUUUUUUAAAUUGCUAAAAUAUUUUACAAACACUUUUUUUUUACGUAUAUACAUUUUGGCUUGUAAUAUACAUUAGAGAUGAAGUGUGCCUUUGCACUGUUUAUGUACAGUUCAUAAUAAAGCUAAUCUUUUUUUUAUUGAUUAUUAAAAAAAAAAUCUAAUUUCUUUCUAAAUGUAUUAAAGGUAAAACUAACUAAUACAGAUUUAUAUUGUUGCAUUACAGCUAUUUAUUUGAGGUGACAGACUGGAUUAACUGACUCGGGGAAUACAACUUGUGUGCAGCACUGAAUCAGACGGUGUACCCAUAUCCCAGUAAAAUCAAUAUGAUCCAUAACAAAGUCAGAUGAGAUUUCAGUGUUGAAGAAACGAGUAUUAAAAUAUAACUACAUCUGAACAUAACUACUACCAGGUGUUACACAAAUCUCCUUGUGGAGGGCCUUAGACAACACAACUAAUAUCAAGUUUUAUAUCGCAUCACUACUACUCAUUGCCCUCAUAAACAUUAAAACCCUCACUAUUGUUGAGAAACAGUAGCGGCUUGGUAUCUUUAAACAAAUAGACAUUUCUGAGACUUCCUUCAAAGCUGUUUGAAAACAACCCGGCAGUGACAAUUGAUACAUUUCGGUACAAUUCAAAUCCUCCAAAAUAAAGCUGACCACCAUAGUUUAAGGCCACGUAACGCUCGAAUGGGUCCAAGUCGUGGAAAAGGACUCUCUUGUAGUUCAGGAACACCUGGAUAAUUGUGCUGUUUAAAAAUAUGGAGACAUUGUGCCACGUGUUGCAACACAGUGUGAGAUUUCUGAAUUCUAUCGGGACGGAAAGUCUCUCUCCAAGAUUGACAGCGAUUUUGAGGUGGCCGUUGUCAAGUCCAACUGCGAGGUAAUCAUCAUCUUCAUGUUCGGCCCGACCCAUCCACAUUAUCAUGCUGUCGUUUGAGCGUGUGUGGAAGCUGAAAGAAACCUCUGUGUAUUUAAAGUUCCUUGUGUUGUAUCUCGGGUCCUGAUAUUUAACAUAUGAGCUUCCCACAAACCUGAGGGUGUCCGUGGCUAUUUCUGUGUCGCAGUACCCCCCACCCCACCCCAAGGGGCAUAUGCAGCGGUAGGAGGUGACGCUAGAUGGAGCACAUAAGGAACCCUGUUUGCAGAUGUUGUUUACACAGCUUACAGACUGGUUACACACAGAGCUAGUCCACGAUGGCAGACAUAAACAUGUGAAUGAGCCACUUCCUGAUGCGCUGCAGCGACCUCCGUUGUGGCACACCUUGUACCCGCAGGCGGUCCCAUCCCAGUCCCCUACGUUCGCUCCACUUAUCGCCCCGGUCUCUGUUAACUCAAACUCCUCACCGUUGAUUAGAAGUUCUCUUAAACCCCCAGUGAAGCCCAGCGGCUCCCCUUCAGUUGCAUCCACAGAGACGAAGCUCAGAGUGGACACGCCCCCGACAAAGAUGUCUGUAGCAACAUCUAGGGUGGUCAUCCCUUCAGUCGCAUGCUCUCUUAUCUCCUUAUUAUCCAGACUGAGGAAGCCUUGGUGACCAACUCUUCCAGCCUUCACUGUGUGCCAGGUCCUGCCGUGCAAGUCCACUCGCUGAACAGACUGCAAGACGUGGGUGCCAUCCCCGAGGUUGUAUCGAAGCUGGACAAAGCCGGAUGUCAAGGAGAGGCAGAAGAAGUCUCCUGUAGAAAUAAAAUAAAAAUA